ACCUAGCCUGGUGCCCAGUCUAUCAUGGUUCAGUGGGGCGGGUCUUCUUCGGGGCUGACGGGGGGAAACUAUUAUAGAGCCCUGAAGACUUUCUGUCCCAACCAUGAUAGACUGGAUACCAGGCUAGCUUCCUCUCGGCCAUGCCGACUGGUUGUACUUCCCACUGCUAGGUGGCGCUGCAGUGACGGUCCCAAGCAUGACUGAAGUUGUUUAGGCGUGUAAUCACUUUUGCACUGUAGGCAGCAUAGUAUAGUAUAUUAGUAUGGCCUAAAUCCAGGGGUCAAAAGUGGACUUGGUAAAUGAUCACCUAGCUGUCAAACAAGCUUUUUGCAGUGGUCAUCAAGACUGACCAGUCUUUUACUUGCUAGGCGAAAACACGGUGUGGUGACGACAGUUUUUCCCCAGCUUCUGCUUGUAACCUUCUCCAACAUGAGUUCUGACAAGGUCGCUAUCGUCACCGGAGGUACCCGCGGGAUCGGCUACGGGACAGCCCAGGAGCUGGCCGGCGCAGGAUACAACCUCGUCCUGGGGUACAAGGAGAACCACCAGCGGGCUGAAGGCACCAAGGCCGAGCUGGAGGAGACGUACAAGGUGCGCGUGUUCCUGGUGGCAGGAGGGACGGAGGAAGAGGCCACCGUGGACGCCUACUUCGCCUGCGUCGAUGAGAACUUUGGCGGGAAGCUGACGGCGUUGGUCCACGUCGCCGGUGGUCAUUACGGCCCUCAGGGGCGGCCUCCCAAGCCAAAUGCUGACGGAAGCUGGUUCGCAGGCUGGGAGGCGUACGAAUACUACCAAAACAUCUACCCGAGGUGCUUCCUCCGGCUGGUGGAGAAGGCCGUGACACGCAUGGAGGACGGCCGCGGGUACAUCGUCGCCGUGUCCGGAGUCGGCUGCAACAACAACACGCCCCCAAGCCUGCCUUACUUCACCCCUGGCAUGGCUAAAUCCAGCAUGGAGUACAUGGUGAGGAACUACGCCAAGCAGCUGGCGCCCAGGCGGAUCACCUGUAACACCAUAGUCCCGGGAAUCAUCGACACAGAAGGAUGGACGCCGGUAAAGGAGAGGAUCGGGAACGACGGGAUGGAGGGUAUGAUCAACCGGCUCUGCGGGAUGAAGCGCUGGGGCACCCCGAGGGAAGUCGGCGGCGUGAUCGCGUUCCUCUGCUCGGAGAAGGCGUCCUUCAUCACCGGCGUGGCCAUACCUGUGGACGGAGCGUUCCAUCUCAAGUAGGAAAGCCGUAAAACAAGCCCCCACAGCAGGCUUAUCGGUCGGUGAUUUCAUAGAGCCAUUUUUAGAUGGCAAAGAGUAAUGUCGAAGUUUCAUUUUAAUGCGAUCCGUCAGAUGUAGCAAUCAGAAAAGGGAACAACAAUGAACCAAUUCAAAUUAGAGACAGAACGGAAAUAUUGACUAAUUGAGGCACCGACCAGGAAGUAUGAUGCACGGUGCAGUCAUGACACCCAAGGUCAACGAUGGACUCUUUAGAAUGUCCUUGAUAUAAACGACAAUAACGAAUAAUAGACACAUUGAUACAUGAUGUCAUACCUCUUCCCUGAAAUAAAUUUGUUAAUACCGUUAUUGAGCAUGUAGUCUUUUCAUUCCUCUCAAUAUGCUUCUGACGCUUCCGUAUUUUUAAGUGCACCUUAGCUUGGCGUG
Molecule: messenger RNA, 1653 nt
Organism: Branchiostoma belcheri (Belcher's lancelet)
Lineage: Eukaryota; Metazoa; Chordata; Leptocardii; Amphioxiformes; Branchiostomatidae
Product: enoyl-[acyl-carrier-protein] reductase [NADPH] FabL-like
Exons: 1
Coding region: 430-1230 (266 amino acids)
Cellular component (GO): intracellular anatomical structure
Molecular function (GO): oxidoreductase activity, acting on NAD(P)H, oxygen as acceptor
Source: RefSeq, a predicted model, not a curated record